Molecule: messenger RNA, 1876 nt
Organism: Anolis sagrei ordinatus
Lineage: Eukaryota; Metazoa; Chordata; Lepidosauria; Squamata; Anolidae
Product: protein FAM200C-like
Source: RefSeq, a predicted model, not a curated record
GUGCGAGAGUUUACAUCCUGAGAUUCUCUCGUGGCGCUAUCAUUUCCGAGGAGAAGUUCGAACUGAGCGGAGUUCUGCUGCUGUUGGUAAUAAGCGGGUCCUACUAACCAGCCUGUCCCUAUGUCAUUUGCAAGCAAGGACUUCUUUCUGCGUUCAGCAAACCAUCCUACGACAAUGGAUUGUGUAGAGAAGAAAUUUAGAAAAAGAAGACAUAAUGAGGAUGUAGCAGCCAUUGAAGCUUCAUAUGUGGUGUCACUCAGAAUUGCCAGAGCUAUGGCACCUCAUACCAUUGCUGAGGAUUUAAUGUUGCCAGUAGCCAAAGGCAUUGUUCAAUAUAUGAUCGGAGAAGAAUUUGUUACGACAUUGAGUGCAGUUUCUUUAUCUCACGACACUGUCCAGAAAAGAAUAAAUGACAUGUCUACUGAUAUUCUUGAUCAGGUUAUCCAGGAAAUUAAAUCUGCUCCACUUCCAAUAUUUAGUAUCCAGCUGGAUGAAUCUACAGACAUUACAAAUUGUUCACAAUUACUGGUUUACGUGAGGUAUAUUAAUGAUGGCAACUUUAAAGAUGAGUUUCUUUUUUGCAAACCACUUGAAAUGACAACUACUACAUAUGGUGUGUUUGACACAGUUGGUUCAUUUCUGAAAGAGCAUACGAUCUCUUGGGAAGAGGUUUGUGGUGUUUGCACAGAUGGUGCCCCAGCUAUGUUAGGAUGUGGAUCUGGAUUUCAGCGUUUGGUACUUAAUGAGUCACCAAAAGUCAUUGGAACUCACUCUAUGAUGCGUUGGCAAAUAUUAGUAAUGAAGACACUGCCACAAGAGUUACAAGAAGUAAUGAAAAGUGUCAUAAGUUCUGUCAAUUUUGUAAAAUCAAGCACUUUAAAUAGUCAACUGCUCUCGCAACUGUGCAGCGAGUUGGAUGCGCAAAACAAUGCUCUGUUACUUCAUACUGAAGCGAGAUGGUUGUUGAGAGGAAACAUUUUAAAAUGUGUUUUUGAGCUUCGUGAUGAACUCAAAACAUUCUUUAAUCAGGAAGCAAGACCGCAGUACGAAGUGCUUUUCAGCGAUAAAAAUGAACUGAAGAAAAUAGCUUAUUUGGUUGACAUCUUUGCCAUCUUUAAUGAGUUGAAUUCAUCGCUGCAAGGACCAAACACAACAUGCCUUGAUUUGUAUGAAAAGAUCCAAUCAUUCCAAAUGAAACUCCAGCAUUGGCAGAAAAAACUGGAUGAAAGUAAAAUUUACAUGUUGUCUAUCUUAUCUGCUUUUUUUGAGGAGCAUGACAUUGAACCUGACAAAAGGAUUACAAUGAUAACUUAUGUGAAGGAACACUUUCGCAUGCUUGUUGAGGAAAUUCCAUUGUACUUUCCAAAUCUACCUGACACCCCAUUUGCACUCGCCAGAAGCCCAUUCACAAUCGAAAUUGAAGAUGUCCCUGAAGGAGCCCAAGAGGAGUUCAUUGAACUUAUUAACAGUGGUGCAGCAAAAACUGAUUUCUCUACAAUGCCAGUUGCAAAAUUUUGGAUCAAGUGUUUGCAGUCCUAUCCUGUUCUUUCUGAGAUUGUGUUGCGCCUUCUUCUUCCAUUUCCAACAACAUAUCUUUGUGAAACAGGGUUUUCCAGCUUGUUGGAGCAAUCUAAAAACAGCAGUAUAUUUGUUGAGGAAGAUGAUCUUCGUUGUGCUCUUGCAAAGACUUCCCCGAGAAUUUCUGAUCUGGUGAGAAAGAAGCAAUCUCAACCUUUGCAAUGACGUUGGGUUUUUACAUUGUCACAAAAUGUAGUAGUGUAGUUUACUGUUAUAUUAAGACUGUUACCCAUGUUAUACUAUGCUUCAAGACAAAAUUUCAUUUAUUUGUAAAUAGAAAUAAAUAUUUCUCAAUAUA